Molecule: messenger RNA, 1900 nt
Organism: Salvelinus sp. IW2-2015
Lineage: Eukaryota; Metazoa; Chordata; Actinopteri; Salmoniformes; Salmonidae
Gene: avpr1aa
Product: arginine vasopressin receptor 1Aa
Biological process (GO): positive regulation of vasoconstriction; regulation of systemic arterial blood pressure by vasopressin; cellular response to hormone stimulus
Cellular component (GO): plasma membrane
Molecular function (GO): peptide binding; vasopressin receptor activity
Source: RefSeq, a predicted model, not a curated record
UGGAGUCCUUUGUCCGUCAGCUUCAGGUAGCUCCUUAUAAAGAUAGGCACUCAAAUCUGACCCUCUAGCACUGUAACUAGGGCCAAGGAUCACACAGGGGGGCUGUGCUAUGCACACUCCCAUACAUGCACUCCUCUCUUAACGGAGUCAACCAGUCUCUGGUUUUCAGUCCUACGAAUGAUACGAUGAUGGGGAUCCUUGGCAAUGGCACCGUACUCCCGAACGGGAGCGAUCCUUUCGGUAGAAACGAAGAGGUCGCAAAAAUAGAGAUAACGGUCCUGAGCAUCACCUUUGUGGUGGCCGUGAUUGGGAACGUCAGUGUCUUGCUGGCCAUGUACAACACCAAGAAAAAGACUUCGAGAAUGCACCUCUUCAUCCGUCACCUUAGUAUUGCUGACCUAGUGGUCGCCUUCUUUCAGGUCCUGCCGCAGAUAUGCUGGGAGAUCACCUUUCGCUUCUACGGACCAGAUUUCCUGUGCAGGAUAGUGAAGCACCUCCAGGUGAUGGGCAUGUUCGCCUCCACCUACAUGAUGGUGAUGAUGACCCUGGACCGUUACAUCGCCAUCUGCCACCCUCUGAAAACCCUCCAGCAGCCCACCCAGCGGUCUUACAUCAUGAUCAUUAGCACCUGGAUGAGCAGUCUGGUCCUCAGCAUGCCACAGUACUUUAUAUUCUCUCUGAGUGAGAUCAAGAACGGCUCGGAGGUCUACGACUGCUGGGGCCACUUCAUAGAACCGUGGGGCGUAAAAGCAUACAUUACUUGGAUAACCGUUGGCAUCUUCCUCAUCCCCGUGUUCAUUCUGAUGAUAUUCUACGGGUUCAUCUGCCACAGCAUAUGGAAAAAUAUCAAGUAUAAGACCAAGAAGACACCCGUGGGAGGUGCGUCUAAAAACGGUCUCAUGGGCAAGAACUCCGUUAGCAGCGUCACCACUAUAUCCAGAGCGAAGUUGAGAACGGUCAAAAUGACUUUUGUGAUUGUUCUGGCGUACAUUAUUUGCUGGUCACCUUUCUUCAUCGUACAGAUGUGGUCGGUUUGGGAUGAGAACUURGCAUGGGAUGAUUCUGAGAACACGGCUGUCUCACUGUCCGCGCUCCUCGCGAGUCUUAACAGCUGCUGUAACCCGUGGAUAUACAUGAUCUUCAGCGGGCAUCUCCUACACGACUUUACGCACUGUUUCCCYUGCUGUAAUAAUUUACGCCACAAGUUCAAGAAAGAGGACUCUGACAGCAGUCUCCGGAGAAAUACGAUAUUGAGUAAAAUGACCAACCGGAGCCCAACAUGCAGUUCGGGCACAUGGAAAGACCCUGACAACUCGACCAAGUCCUCCGUUCCAUCUAUCCAAACGGAGACCUAACACAGCGCGUUAAAAGCACAAACACACGACAGCGAUGAAUUAUAGUUAACUCUUAUUGACUUGACAAUUAUACAACUUUCAAGGUACCAAUUAAAACUGUUGAGAUAUUGACACUGAUUGAUUAUUUAAUGUGUCUCUAAUAUAUAUUUGUGAUUAUGAAUUGGUUUUGGGGUUUAUUGUCUGGUAUGCCAGUCUUGAUAACGUCAAUUAUAAACUACUAUUGUUUAUAAUGACUUAAUUAGGCUACGUCAGAUCUGAAUUUGAAAAUGUAUAGUGGAAAAGAAGCAGAUCAUCUGAACAUAUUUAAAUACCAACAGCCACAGCUAUAUCACCUYCGUUCUUUAUUUUAUUUUUUACUUCCUAUAACAUUCCACAUUCCAGAGUCCUCUUUUCUAUGUAUUCUGAGUUGAUGUGAUCCAGCCUAGGAAUUUCUACAGCAAAACCCAGACCACUUCGUAUGACAAAUGACAGAUCUGUGACCAAGAUGCAUGGAUUAGAUUAUCACAGUCAUGCUAUUAAAAGUGAACACACUUUUUUUGAUAACA